Geosmithia morbida is the source of this 4377-nucleotide messenger RNA. Its product is annotated as Protein tyrosine kinase. The transcript is spliced from 8 exons. Gene Ontology annotation, molecular function: ATP binding; protein serine/threonine kinase activity. The record is from RefSeq and is a predicted model, not a curated record. Gene Ontology annotation, biological process: protein phosphorylation. Gene Ontology annotation, cellular component: cytoplasm. NCBI's taxonomy places the organism in Eukaryota, Fungi, Ascomycota, Sordariomycetes, Hypocreales, Bionectriaceae. The annotation marks the transcript as partial.
AGCCCCAAGAGGGGCCACGACGGUCAAGGAAGACGACACGGCGCCGUCGUCGCGCCCGCGGUACCAGAGGUGGGGGAGGAGAGCGUGAGUAUGCCAGAACGACCGCUACAAGGGCAGCGCAAUGGCCGGGUCGUGGCCUCGAGGGAGAGGGUCGACAGCACGCCGUCGCGCAAGGAUAAGAGUAGAGAGUCCCUGGCCGUGCAGGAUCCAGGAUUGAAGGACUACCGUCUGGGGGAGUGCAUAGGCAAAGGCGCGUUCGGCGCUGUCUACAAGGCUUUCAAUUGGGGGACGGGCGAGGCUGUUGCCGUGAAGCAGAUUCGUCUGGGCGAUCUCCCCAAGAGCGAGCUGCGCAUGAUCGAGAGUGAAAUUGAUCUUUUGAAGAACCUCUUGCAUGCCAACAUUGUCAAGUACAUUGGCUUUGUCAAGACCACCGAGUGUCUGAACAUCAUUCUAGAGUAUUGCGAAAAUGGCUCCCUACAUUCGAUAUGCAAGGCCUACGGCAAGUUCCCCGAGAACUUGGUAGGCGUCUACAUGACUCAGGUCCUUCACGGUCUCCAGUACCUCCACGAUCAGGGUGUCAUUCACCGCGAUAUAAAGGGUGCCAACAUCCUCACCACCAAGGAUGGAACCGUCAAGCUGGCCGACUUUGGCGUCUCCACGAGCACGCUGGCUAGCGGCCAGGAUAAGGAAGCUCAGGUGGUCGGCACGCCUUACUGGAUGGCCCCCGAGAUCAUCCAGCUGUCCGGCGCCAGCUCGGCCUCGGAUAUCUGGAGCGUCGGAUGUACCGUCAUUGAGCUCCUCCAGGGGAAGCCCCCGUACCACAACCUGGCUGCCAUGCCCGCCUUGUUUGCCAUCGUCAACGACGACCACCCGCCGCUCCCGGAGGGCAUCUCCGCCGCCGCCAGAGACUUCCUGAUGCAGUGCUUCCAGAAGGACCCCAACCUCCGAGUCACGGCCCGUAAGCUCCUGAAGCAUUCCUGGAUCGUCGGAUGCCGCCGCGCCGAUGUCCCCGUCUCCAAGGCGCCCGACAACUUUACCCAGGCCGUCGAGGAGGUGAAGCAGUGGAACAAGGCGCUCGAGUCCUCGGAGCCCAACCUGCGCGCCUCGUCGGGAUCGGAGAGCGCAGCGUCGGCAUUGCGGUACCAGGGCGGCACGCCUGCAAAGGGCCCGCUGAGCCUGGCAAAGCCCAAGCCCGGCGCCGAGGCCUUCAUGGUGCCGGAGAUGGCCGACGACGACAACUGGGACAACGACUUUGCCACGUCAAUCUCCCCGAGUGCGCUGCAGCUGCCCCACCUCAAGGGCCAGGACAACUUUGGCGGCCUGCUCUCGAGCGACAGGCUCAAGUCGUUUGCGUACGCCAACGAGGACAGGAACGGUGGCGGAAACAGCUGCGAUGACUCUUUUGAGGGCGAGCUCAUGACCAUCAGGGGCCCCAGCUUCUACCGAGAUUUCGACUCCCAAGAGAAGACGAUACGCCCGACGCGGGGGCAGGCGGAUAGGCUGAUGGAGCCCUCGCCGCGCUCCCACCGCCGCACCAAGUCGAGCCUCGAUCAGCCCUAUCGCGGACCUCACCAGGGCAGGUCCCCGCCUAAGCCAUCCUUUGGCAAGUUUGAGCUCCCGUCGCGCCCGGAUGUGGUGUACCGCGAACAGAGCAUCGAGGACUUUUCCGACUUGUUCAUCGACAACGACAGCGUGUUUGACCAGAAGCCAAACCAGGCCGCGAGAAAGGUCGACCCCCCCCGUCUAUUCCACCCGUCCGACCUCACGAGCCUACCUCGGUCCAUGCAGGCGCCCGACAGCGGCAGUCUUCGGAAGAAGGUGGCACCCCGACCGUCGGUGCUCCCGGACAAGCCCCUGCAGCGGGCGCGGUCGUCGAUCGAGAUUCAGAAAUUUGCCGAGGACGACGACGAGGACUUCUCCGACGUGUUUGGGCCCGACAGCACGGGGCUGGAGAAGGAGGAGAGCGAGCUGGGAUCCGAGGACGGCAAGCUCAUGCUGUCCCAGAUGUCGAGCAACUCGUGGCUGGGCGACGACGGAGACGAGGACGACCCCUUUGCAUCCAUGGACCCCGGCUGGGACGAGAUGGACCUCGAGGCGAACAUUGCCAGGGACAGACAUGCUCGCCUGGCGGAGAAGGUUGAGUCGCUUGUCAGGAAUUUGAAGUUCUCAGAGGGGGAGGAGGAGCUCUCGGAGCUGUCUGAGGAUCUGCUUGGCCUGCUCUGGGAGAAUCACGAGGCCAAGAACAUGAUUCUGAGCGCUCAUGGGUUGCUGCCUAUUCUAGAAAUCCUGGAGCCGUGCACGGUCAAGAGCAGUCAGUUUAUGAUUCUGCAGCUUCUCAAAGUCGUCAACGCGAUCAUUCUGGACGACGUCGAGAUCCAGGAAAAUCUGUGUUUCGUCGGUGGCAUCCCCAUCAUUACUAAAUUCGCGGCACGGCAAUACUCCAACGAGAUCCGAUUGGAGGCGGCAGCCUUUGUGCGGCAGAUGUACCAGACGUCGACGCUGACACUGCAGAUGUUUGUGUCGGCGGGUGGUCUGAACGUGCUGGUGGAGUUUCUGGACGAGGACUACGACAGCGCGCGGGACCUGGUGCUGAUCGGGGUCAACGGCGUCUGGAACGUGUUUGAGCUGCAGGGCCCGACGCCCAAGAACGACUUCUGCAGGAUAUUCUCGCGCAGCAAGAUCCUGUACCCGCUGGCGCUGGUGCUGCACCGGGUGCUGGACGAGGAGGGCGAGGAUGAGCUGGGCGAGCUGAUAGAGGGCCGCAUCGUCAACAUCUUCUACCUCUUCAGCCAGGCGGAGAACUACGUCAAGGAGGUGGUGGCGGACCGGCAGGUGCUCAAGAGCGUGCUCAAAGACCUGCGACGGAUGACGCCCAUGCACCAGAUCACGAUGCUCAAGUUCAUCAAGAACCUGUCUAUGCUGUCGACGACGUUGCAGGUGCUGCACUCGGCCGACGCGAUCGAGUUCCUGAUCGACCUGCUCAGCUUCAGCCUGAAGAAGGGUCCCAGGCACUUCCGGGAGAUCUCGAACCAGGUGCUCACGACCUUGUUCAACCUGUGCCGGCUCAACAAGGAGCGGCAGGAGGAUGCGGCGGUGGGCGGCAUCAUCCCGCUGCUGCUGCGGACCCUCAAGACGGACCGCCCUCCCAAGGAGUUUGCGCUGCCGAUCCUCUGCGACAUGGCGCACUCGGGAUCCAAGGGCAGACGGUACCUGUGGCAGAACAACGGGCUGGCGUUCUACGUGUCGCUUCUGACGGACCAGUACUGGCAGGUGACGGCGCUCGACGCCAUCCUGAUCUGGCUGCAGGAGGAGACGGCCAACGUGGAGUCGCACCUGAUGGACGGAAACUUUACGCGCGCCAUCGUGGGCUGCUUCGGCACGAACCGUCUCAACGCGUUCGACUCGAACCUGCUCGAGCCGCUGCUCAAGCUGCUGCGGCUGAGCCCGUCGAUCGCGGCGUCGCUGGCCCGACCGGAGAUGUUCGCCGGCAUAGCGCAGAGGCUGGGCCACAAGAAGGCCGUCGUCAGGCUGAACCUGCUCCGGCUGGUGCGCAUCAUCAUGGACGCAGCCGGGCCGGGGCUGGGCCGGGGCGACGGGUCCCAGACGCUCAACACGGCGCAGGUGCGCGUGCUCAUGGAGUCGAUCCAGGUGCUCGCCGAGGCCGACUCGGCGGUGCUGGUGCGCAACCUGGCCUCCGAGCUGGUUCGGCUGCACAUCGGCGGCGGCAACUCGGCCAUGCUGAUGCUGCACGACGGGGUAUCGUCACCGGGUCUGGCGGCCCCCUCGUCGGCGUCGUCGGCGUCGUCGUCGUCGUCGUCGACGCUGUCACUGCAGCAUCAGCAGACGGGGGGGCCGGCGACGUCGGUGUCGCGGCGGAUGUCUAGGAGAAACACGAGCUACACACCUGCGGCAUUCCACCACCCGCAUCGUCAUCACGCGCCGUCGGCGUCGCAACCGCAGACGCCGACGCACAGGAGGAGCAGGGCUAGCCUGGCGACCAACGGGCCCAUCGUCGAGUCUGCCGUGUCGGCCAGCCCGCGACGGUCGACGGCGGCGCUCGAGAGAGAAGGAUCGAUAUACCGUCCCCGCAGCCGGGACGGGCCCACGGGUCUGCCUAGACGGGUCAACCCGGCCAUCACGGCGACGUCGGCGGCGGCAGAGAGCAGACUGCCGAGAUCGGCCACCCCUCCGGUCCUCCAUAGUCGGGGCAGCCGUCCGGUACUGCGGGAGAUGACGACGCCGACGUCUCCCAGGCCCAGGCCUACGACGCCUGUGGUCACGUCGGCGGGUAACACGAGGAUGAGCAACAAGGAGCAUCCGUCGGUGGCGUCGUCAUCAUCAGGGUCCAGACCGACGACGAGCAGCAGUAACGUUGGG